AUGUGUGGAACUAAAUUUGACAUAACAUAUUAUGUACAUUGUCAUGAAAUCCAAUAUCCUAUAAGUAUUAACAAUAAUAAAUUGUCAUCAGGUCGCGCCCUUCUGGACCGGCUAACAAGCACGACAGUGAGCGAGGUCGAGUUCACAAGCGGGGCGACGAGCGGAGCGGCGAGCGGACUGCUCCCCGCGCCACUGGACGUCGCGCCCUACUCCGUGGUAGUCGCCAACGCCACCUGCGGGGAUGCCGGCGCUGAAGAGUACUGCAGAGAUACACCAGGGAAACGUGGUGUGGUGUGCGACGUGUGCGAGGGUAUCGGAGGCUCCUCAUCCCGGCGGCACCCGCCAGCUCACGCGGUGGACGGAGACCCCGCCACCUGGUGGCAGAGCCCGAGCCUCGCGGAGGGAGACUUCCAGCAUGUGGAGCUGGUCACCACGCUGCCUGAUAAAAUGGAGCUACUCCAUGUGAUCAUCAAGUCCGGGCCCUCACCGCGACCAUUGGCCUGGUCCCUGGAGGUGUCUUCCUCCGAAGAUGGUGACGACUGGAAGAUGGUGCGGGCGUUUGGGGACCGGGACCAUUGCCGUAAGCUCUGGGACCUGAGGCCAGAGAGAAGGAGACGGAAAGCUAGGGCUGCUAAAAGGACGAAUAGAGCUGAUAAACCAGCUUGUUCUACACAGUUCGCUAGCCCUAGACCACUGGAGAAUGGAGAGAUGCACGUCGGCAUGGGAGAGGGCGUGAUCGCUCGGCGCGUGCGCGUGUCGUUCCGCGCUGCGCACGCGUCGCCGCCGCGACACCAGUACUACACGGUGCGCGCGUUGACGAUAGCUGCGCGGUGCCUGUGUCACGGGCAUGCUUCUGAAUGUAACGUGGAUGCUCAGGGUGCAAAAUGCGAGUGCAUCCACGGCACCUGCGGCGUGCACUGCCAGCGCUGCUGUUCAGGCGGCGCGUGGUUUCCUCACCAGCCGUGCGAGGAGGACGACAGGACCGAGUGCUCCUGUGGGGAGCGGGGUGCUUGCUCCUAUGACGAUACCGGCGCCAUACUCUGUGUUAACUGCACGGAGAAUCGAGCCGGACCACUUUGCGAUCGAUGCUUGUUUGGGUAUUACAAUGCUUUGCCUGACAGUCCCUGCGUGCCUUGUGACUGCGAUCCACAGGGGUCUGAUGGUUCUUGCAAAUGGGACAAAAAGAACCAUCGGAUAUCGUGCACCUGUUUCCCGGGGUUUGAAGGUCACUUGUGUGAGGUGUGUGAAGACCCCACCGCCGUGUUCCCAGACUGUCAGACCCCCGUGACCCCAGCCUGCAGAUGUGACCCCAGGGGAGUGGUUGAUCCUAACCGGAUCUGUGAUGAUGUUUGUCAAUGUAAAGCAAAUGUGGUAGGUGAGAGAUGCGAUACCUGCGCACCGGGUCAUUUUGGGUUGAGUGCUGAACUUGUAGAUGGCUGCCGACCUUGCUACUGCUCCCAUGUCACCGACUCCUGUACCCUCGCGACUCCAGCAGAUCAGGAGCCUCCUAGAGACGUCAUUUUACCACUUGGCGAAGCUUGGCAGAUCUCGGACUCACAAGGAAACGCGACUCUAGAGCCAUCAGUCGAUGAAGAAGGAAAACCAUUUGUCAUUAGCUACGAGGUAGAAGGUUGGGAGUACUUCUACUGGAUGACCAGCUCGUUCAACGGAGAACAACUCUCCGCGUACGGAGGCGAAGUUCACGCCACUAUGUUCUGGGCCAUUGUUAGGGGAGACACUGGAGGAAACCCCACUUUUGCUCCUGAUGUUAUAUUAAUAGGGACUGAUGGUACGAAGCUGGCAUACGCCAACACCAGCCACGAGACGCCAGGUAUGCUGCAGAUAUCUGUUCCUCUGGUGGAAGGGAACUGGUUCCUGAUGGGGGAAGAACCAGCAGAAGCCGCUACUAGGACUCAGCUGAUGGAUGUGUUGCGAGACAUCAAGGGAAUCAUGCUGAAAGCACAUUAUCAUUUUGAUCAGGACGAGGUCCGGCUGGAGAGCGCCGGCGUGCGCGGUGCGAGCGGCGUGCGCGAGCGCUGCGCGUGCCCGGCCGGCUACACGGGCGCGCACUGCUCGCGCUGCGGCUGGCAGCACGCGCGGCUGCCGCACGCCGCACCGUCCACUCCUCGCUUUGAAUGUGUUGCCUGCGCCUGUAAUGGCCACGCUGGCUGCGAUACGGUGGACGGACCUUGCGGACCCUGCCAGCACAAUACCACUGGACCUCACUGCGAAAGAUGUCUUCCAGGACAUUACGGAAAUCCUGUCCAGGGAGCGUGCAAACCGUGCGCCUGCCCUCUGUACGAAGCCAGCAACAACUUUAGUCCUAACUGUGCGCUAGCCAGCGCUGAGGGUGACGAGUUUGUCUGCACGCAAUGCCCUGACGGAUACACAGGAGACCAUUGUGAGAACUGUGACUUCGGCUACUGGGGCUCCCCGACGACAGCGGGUAGUGAGUGUCGGCCGUGCGCGUGCGGCGGCUCGCCCUGCCACCCCACCACCGGGCUGUGUCUCACCUGCCCGCCGCACACCGAGGGCGCGCGGUGUGACUUCUGCAAGGAAGGCUACUGGUUCGGCGGCGCUGAAGACGGCGGUCCCCCGGCGGCGGGCUGCGUGAGCUGCGCGUGCGGCGCGGGCGCGCUGUCCGCCGCGUGCGACGCG
Molecule: messenger RNA, 2658 nt
Organism: Trichoplusia ni (cabbage looper)
Lineage: Eukaryota; Metazoa; Arthropoda; Insecta; Lepidoptera; Noctuidae
Product: laminin subunit alpha-2-like
Exons: 17
Biological process (GO): axon guidance
Cellular component (GO): basement membrane
Source: RefSeq, a predicted model, not a curated record